Hemicordylus capensis (graceful crag lizard) is the source of this 5213-nucleotide messenger RNA. RefSeq names its product zinc finger protein 420-like. Gene Ontology annotation, biological process: regulation of DNA-templated transcription. NCBI's taxonomy places the organism in Eukaryota, Metazoa, Chordata, Lepidosauria, Squamata, Cordylidae. Gene Ontology annotation, molecular function: DNA-binding transcription factor activity, RNA polymerase II-specific; RNA polymerase II cis-regulatory region sequence-specific DNA binding. The record is from RefSeq and is a predicted model, not a curated record. The transcript is spliced from 6 exons. Bases 454 to 3804 code for a protein of 1116 amino acids.
CCUCUGCCGCAGAAGCCUCAAAUCCUGCACCGUCAUCCCGAGUUUGCAGGGACAAGGCAUGGCAAGAGGAGGGUUAAAGGUAGCGAGUAGAGAGUCCUAGAGGGGACCUUGAGUAAUAAGAGUCCUAGAGGGGCUUACCCACCUGCGGAAGGCAGUAGUUGAUUUCUUCUGCGAGCCUUUGUGGGGACCUGCUAUGAGAAUAUUAUACAGCAGAAUGCAUAAUGUGUUGAGUUGGCAGGACUGAAGAGCUCCAUCUGCCUGGUCAGUCCUUGCUUUAAGAGAGACAUUUACCAAAGAGCAAGGAGAUCUUGCAAGAUUCUUGGAAGCUGCCUUGGAGUGCAGAGCAGAGGUUGAAAAGGAACACUCAGCUGGUCCUGCAGCAGGAAGGGGCCCUCUUGCCAAGCAGACAGAGAACAGUGAGCAGAGAACAGUGAGCAACUCUGUCAAAGAACCAUGCAGAAGAUGCUGGGAGUGGACGCAACCAACUCAGCUACAAAGUGCCGCAGACUCAGAAAGAUCUGUUACCAGGAGACCGAGGGGCCCCGAGAGCUUUGCAGCCAAAUCCACAGUCUUUGCUGUCAGUGGCUGAAACCAGAAAAGCACACAAAGGCUCAGAUGCUGGACCUGGUGAUCCUGGAGCAGUUUCUGACCAUCCUGCCCCCGGAGAUGGAGAGCUGGGUGAGAGAAUGCGGAGCAGAGACCAGUUCCCAGGCGGUGGCCCUGGCAGAAGGUUUCCUCCUGAGCCAGGCAGAGGCCAAAAAGCAGGAAGAGCAACAGGGUCAGAAGCCAUCCAAAGUAGAAACUGAUUUCUCUGUGGCAGAGAUGGCUUCUUUGGACCACUUGAGGUCACUGUCCAGGUGGAUCAUGCAAGCAAGUGAAGGAGGUGCCACCAUGCUGGGUGAUGAAGUCACACUGGCUCUUCCGUCCAAGCCUUCUCCUCUUUCUGGGGGAGCAGAGACAGCCUCUGUGCAACUGGACCAGGGUCCGGUGACCUUUGAGGAUGUGGCUGUGUAUUUGAGGAAGGAGGAGUGGGCUCUGCUGAAUCCAGACCAACAGGCUCUGCAUUCAGAAGUCAUGGAGGAGAUCUGUGGGCAUCUGGCCUCUCUGGGUGAUGGAGGGAAGAGUGAGAAAAAGAGUAGGGAAAGGGAAGCAAAAUAUAUGUGGGAGAAGAAAGCUGCUUCUUCUGAAUGCACCGAUGUCCCUGUCCAAACAAAAGAUUCCAAUGGAAAUGGAAGGAAUGAAAACCCUCAAUGUGUGAAAUCCAUAAACCAUAACUCAAGCCUUCACACACAUCAAAUUAUUCAUACAAAUGAUAAAAAAUAUGAAUGCCCAGAAUGCGGAAGGAAAUUCAGCCAUAGGCGAUAUUGUACUUGCCAUCAAAGGAUCCACACAGGGGAGAAACCCUAUCUAUGCUCAGAAUGUGGAAAAAGCUUCCGUUUGAGAAGGCACCUUAUUAAUCAUCAAAGAAUCCACACAGGGGAGAAACCAUAUCAGUGCUUGGUGUGUGGAAAGAAUUUCAGUGACAGGAGAAACCUUAUUUCCCAUCAAAGAAUCCACACAGGGGAUAAACCAUAUCAAUGCUUAGAAUGUGGAAAGAACUUCAGCUACAUCUCACAGCUUACUUCUCAUCAAAGAAUUCACACAGGGGAGAAGCCAUAUCAAUGUUCAAUGUGUGGAAAGAGUUUCCGUCAACAAGUACAACUUACUUCUCAUCAAAGAAUCCACACAGGAGAGAAACCAUAUCAGUGUUCAAUAUGUGGAAAGAGUUUUCAUCAGCAAGGACAACUCACUUCCCAUCAAUGCAUCCAUACAGGGGGAAAACGAUUUAAAUGCUUGGAAUGUGGAAAGAACUUCAGCUACAACUCACAGCUUACAUAUCAUCAAAGAAUCCACACAGGGGAGAAACCAUAUCAAUGUUUAAUGUGUGGAAAGAGUUUCCGUCAGCAAGGACAACUUGCUUCCCAUCAAAAAAUCCACACAGGGGAGAAACCAUAUCAAUGCUUAGAAUGUGGAAAGAAUUUCAGCUACAACUCACAGCUUACUUACCAUCAAAGAAUCCACACAGGGGAGAAACCAUAUCAGUGCCCAAUAUGUGGAAAGAGUUUCUGUCAGCAAGGACAACUUACUUCCCAUCAAAAAAUCCACACAGGGGAGAAACCAUAUCAAUGCUCAGAAUGUGGAAAGAACUUCAGGUACAACUCACAGCUUUCCUACCAUCAAAAAAUACACACACGUGGGAAACCAUAUCAGUGCUUGUUGUGUGGAAAAGGUUUUAGUGACAGGAGAAACCUUACUUCCCAUCAAAGUAUCCACACGGGGGAGAAGCCAUAUCGGUGUUCCGAAUGUGGAAAGAGCUUCCGUUGGAGAAGGGACCUUAUUAAUCAUCAAAGAAUUCACACAGGUGAGAAACCAUAUCAGUGUUCAAUGUGUGGAAAGAGUUUCCAUCAGCAAGGACAACUUACUUCCCAUCAAAAAAUCCACACCGGGGAGAAACCAUAUCAAUGCUCAGAAUGUGGAAAGAACUUCAGCUACAACUCACAGCUUUCCUACCAUCAAAAAAUACACACACGUGAGAAACCAUAUCAGUGCUUGGUAUGUGCAAAAGGUUUUAGUGACAAGAAAAAUCUUAUUUCCCAUCAAAUUAUCCACACGGGGGAGAAGCCAUAUCAGUGUUCAGAAUGUGGAAAGAGCUUUAGGUACAACUCACAGCUUUCCUACCAUCAAAAAAUACACACACAGGAGAAACCAUAUCAGUGUUCAAUGUGUGGAAAGUGUUUCCGUCAGCAAGGACAACUUACUUCCCAUCAAAAAAUCCACACAGGGGAGAAACCAUAUCAAUGCUCAGAAUGUGGAAAGAACUUCAGCUACAACUCACAGCUUUCCUACCAUCAAAGAAUACACACACAGGAGAAACCAUAUCAGUGUUCAAUGUGUGGAAAGAGUUUCCGUCAGCAAGGACAACUUACUUCCCAUCAAAAAAUCCACACAGGGGAGAAACCAUAUCAAUGCUCAGAAUGUGGAAAGAACUUCAGGUACAACUCACAGCUUUCCUACCAUCAAAAAAUACACAUACAGGAGAAACCAUAUCAGUGUUCAACGUGUGGAAAGAGUUUCCGUCAGCAAGGACAACUUACUUCCCAUCAAAAAAUCCACACUGGGGAGAAACCAUAUCAAUGCUCAGAAUGUGGAAAGAACUUCAGGUACAACUCACAGCUUUCCUACCAUCAAAAAAUACACACACGUGAGAAACCAUAUCAGUGCUUGUUAUGUGGAAAAGGUUUUAGUGACAGGAAAAACCUUACUUCCCAUCAAAGUAUCCACACCGGGGAGAAGCCAUAUCCGUGUUCAGAAUGUGGAAAGAGCUUCCGUUGGAGAAGGGACCUUAUUAAUCAUCAAAGAAUCCACACAGGGGAGAAACCAUAUCAGUGUUCAAUGUGUGGAAAGUGUUUCCGUCAGCAAGGACAACUUACUUGUCAUCAAAGAAUCCACACACGGGAGAAACCAUAUCAGUGCUUGGUGUGUGCAAAACGUUUUAGCGACAGGAGAAACCUAACUUCCCAUCAAAGAAUCCACAUGGGGGAGAAACCAUAUCAGUGUUUAGAAUGUGGAAAGAGCUUCAAUCAGAAGGCUAACCUAACUUCCCAUCAACACAUCCACACAGAGGAGAAACCAUAUCAAUGUUCAAUGUGUGGAAAGAAUUUCCGUCAGCAAGGACAACUUACUUCCCAUCAAAGAAUCCACACAGGGAGAAACCAUGUCAAUGUUCAUUGUGUGGGAAUAGCUUCAGCUGCAGCUCAGAGCUAAAGAAAGAUCAAAAAAUCCAUACACAGAAGAGAUAAUAUUGCUCAUAUUGUGGAAAGACCUUCCAUCUGAAAAUAGAACUUAUUUCUUUUCAAAGAAUCCACACGGGAGAAACCAUAUCAGUGUUUGGUGUGUGCAUAGUGCUAGAGCAACAGGAGAAACCUCAUUUCCCAUCAAAGCAUCUGAACAGGGGAGAAAUUAUUUAAAUGCUCAGAAUGUGGAAAGAGCUUCUGUCUGAAAAAAGACCUUACUUGGCAUCAAAAAAUCCAAACGGGGAGAAACCAUAUCAAUGCUCAGAAUGCAGAAGGAACUUUAGCUAGAUGUCACAAGUUGCUUUCAAUCACACAGGAGAAUCUAUAUCUCUGCUUUUUCUGUGGAAAAAGCUUCAGUUGGAAAGGUAGCCUUUCUUGCCAACAAAGCAUCUACUUGGGGUAGAAACCAUAUCAAAGUUUAGUGUGUGUGAAUAGAUUCAGCUGCAGCUCACAGUGUACUUACUGUGAGAAAUCAUAUCAAUACUCAGUUUGUGGGAAAAGUUUCAACCUGAGCUCAAAACUAAAGAUUAAAAAAAUCCACAGACAGUAGUAGGUAACAUGUACUUAGACUGUGGAGAUCCAGUUUCAGAGCCCUCUAAACUAGGAAGCUUGGUAGGUUAGUAUGAACAGAAAAUGGAAUGUACUCAUCCAAAAAACAUGGUUUAAGAUAAGAGUUAAGGUACUUCACAUGUACGUUUUGUGCUCUAAAAAUAAUUCAAAUUGUACAUCAAGUUGCUGUAAAGACUUUGAACAGUCUUGUAUGUUAUCCUGAUUUUAGAAAUGAGGCAUAUUUUGCCUUGGUCUUUUAUAUUGAGAUUGGGUUGAAGAGGAAUGUGCCCAGGCAGAAACUUAAUAGGUUCACUUUCCCUAAUGUCUUGCUAGAGAUAUCCCAAUGAAUUUCUCCCUGUUGCAUCUCCAGAAGGAACAGUGCUUCCCCAAAGUGCCACCUGUAUAGAUGUCCAGCCAGAAAUGCAACAGGACCCUGGUCUAGCCACAGUCACUUUAGUGAGAUAAACCUGAUGGGUUUUGUCUGACACAUCUUUUGAGGGCAUCUUAUCUGCUGACACAUUCCCUCCCCUUAAGGGGGACAGAAUCAGUUUUUCAAUUGGAGAUGAAAAUGUUUGUGAUUGACUCCUGUUCCUUUAUUAGGCUGAGCUCUGAAUGCAUUGGCUGCUUCCCUGGUUGCCUGGUGUUUUCUCCUGUCCUUCCAAUUUUUGUUAGAGAUGUCACCUCAGUUUGUUUUGUUUCUGAGCAUAAAGUAUAUCUCAGUACUGUAUCAAAUGUCAAUGAAUUCCACAAAUCAGUCAGGAAAAUAAAUGGUAAUGGCUAUGUAAUCUUCUCUGUUUACAGGUGCUAUUAAACUUUUCAAGUUUGACAAAA